GCUUAUAGUCCGUCCGCCCUAUCGUUUCGUUUGGAAAAUUCAGGAAAACACAAAGUUAAAAGAUUAUCUACAGUUGUCUGACAUUAAAGUUAUAACUAUGGGUCAGACUUACAGUACACAAGCAUUUAGUGAUAUUGAUUCAUAUCUGACAAGCAAGAAAAUGGUUGAAAAUCAGAAACUUGUCAGAAAGACUCAAUCAGUAACACCGCUUCAAAAUCGAACAGAAAUUCAGAAAAUGCAGGAAUCUUGGUCCACGGCCGUUUCAAACCAGACAUACAACAAUAAGGAAAAGUCUGAAAUCAUGAAACAAGUCAAAAACUUGUCACCGCUUCGAGAUCAAACCGAAAUUAACAUCAUGAAGUCUUGGGAAUCUUGGACCAUACAGCAAGCCAAGUUUCCGUGUAAGAACCCUGUAUUCCCUACUCAAAAAGGAGAGGGAUCAAAACAGCUGUCGGAGAAUGAGAAGACGAAAAACUGUCUUCUGGUAGAAAAAACGAUAAAGCUGCAGCAAGAUAACGAAAGCCUCAAGUUUCAAAUGCAGCAGAGGAUUUACCAAGAAGAAGCAAAUCUGUACCAUGAGCAGGCGAAGACCUACAAAGAGCAGGAAAGGAGACUUAAGGAGGUAAAGAAGAAUGAAAUCCUCCAAGAGAAACUUUCUAGAGUCGAAGAGGAGCUGUUCAUGUCACAUACAAUAUGUAUGAAUGAUUGUGAUUAUGACCCAAUGAACUGCUCGAGUGACUCUGAUUGUACACUUACAAAUGAUGUGAACCUAAUGGACUGCUCAAGUGAUUCUGAGGCCACUCUUGUCAAUUGCAGCGAAACUGAACAAAAGGAUCAUCCGAAAGCCGAUGACCAUGCUCAAGUCACCUCUUCAAGCCCUCAAACAGGACAAUUUGAUUUCGAGCAAAGUAUCACCGAGGAUAAUGAUUCUGGCAUUUAUUUUGAAUCUGACAUUGAGGUAAAAAUCACUUAA
Molecule: messenger RNA, 973 nt
Organism: Bolinopsis microptera
Lineage: Eukaryota; Metazoa; Ctenophora; Tentaculata; Lobata; Bolinopsidae
Exons: 5
Coding region: 98-973 (291 amino acids)
Source: RefSeq, a predicted model, not a curated record